Colletotrichum higginsianum IMI 349063 is the source of this 4440-nucleotide messenger RNA. Its product is annotated as ABC transporter. Gene Ontology annotation, cellular component: membrane. The transcript is spliced from 13 exons. Gene Ontology annotation, biological process: transmembrane transport. The coding region runs from base 1 to 4440 and encodes 1479 amino acids. The record is from RefSeq and is a predicted model, not a curated record. Gene Ontology annotation, molecular function: ABC-type transporter activity; ATP hydrolysis activity; ATP binding. Lineage: Eukaryota; Fungi; Ascomycota; Sordariomycetes; Glomerellales; Glomerellaceae.
AUGUCCUGUCCGACCUUCAGCGACUGGGCGUUUGGGCCGCGAGUCCAUACAGAGUGCCGUUCUUUUGACUUCACUCUACAGUUUGAGGAUGUUCUUUUUGCAUGCUUGCCAUCUGCAUUGUUUCUUCUGCUUGCCCCAUCGAGAGUUGCCCGGCUGCUUCGACGGCCCGUUGCUUUCCAGACUUCAUCCAGGCUGUUGGCCAGCAAGUUGCUAACUCCCCAUUGCAAGGUGGCGACGACGACACUUCUUGCCUUUCAGUUGGCCUUCCUGGCUUUGCGCUGCCAGACCUCACAAUUCCAGACUCCUGCGUCCGUCGCCGCCGAUGUUUUGACUCCCGUCGCCACGCUUACAGUCCUGCUGCUGUCUGUCCUGAACCAUCAAAGAUCGCCUCGACCCUCGACCCUCCUCAGCCUCUAUCUCUCGGCAUCCAUCAUACUUGGCAUUGCCCGUGUCCGGACACUAUGGCUUUUCUCUGUGCGCGGCCCUUUGCCAGCCAUCGCCACAGUCGUGUUGGGUUUCACACUGGUGGUGCUCGUGCUAGAGUCUCUCGAGGCGAAGAAGAGACUCGCCGCGUCCGAUCCCCCUCCCGACGGCAAACAUGCAUCUCCCGAGCAGAGCAGCGGGUUCUGGUCGAGGACUUGCUUUGCGUGGCUGGCGACAACCUUUUAUUUGGGGUAUUCCAAAGUCAUAUCCCUCGGCGACUUACCAAGACUCGAUUCAAGCAUGGAGAGUCGUGUUCUUCACCGAAGCUUGGCCGUUACAUGGGACAAAUAUGACCACCAAAGUCGCCAUAGUCUCAUUAAGGCUUGCUUCAGGGGGUACCUUUUGCCCUUCCUGGCUCCUGUCAUCCCCCGGCUCUGUCUGACAGUCUUCACAUUCGCGCAACCAUUUCUCAUAAAGACGACCGUAACCUUUGUGGGUAACGAGAGCCCAGACGCCAACUACGGCAGAGGCCUUAUUGGGGCCUGGGUUUUGGUGUACCUGGGCAUCGCGGUUAGCAACUCAGUCUACCAGUACCACAACCUUCGCUUUACCACCAGGCUUCGAGGAGGGCUGAUUGCGCUUGUCUACCAACAUGCCGUCCACACAAGAGACGUCGACACUGGAGACAUCACGGCGGUAGCCCUGAUGGGGACAGAUGUUGAACGCAUCUUUGAAGCCAUGUCCAUGUUCCACAUGACCUGGGGUUCGCUGCUUGAUAUUGCUGUUGCCAGCUGGCUCCUCGGACUGCAGCUAUCCCUCGCCUGCCUGGCACCAAUUGUCCUUGUAUUGAUUUUCAUCGCUGCAAUGUCAAAAAUCUCCGUGGCCAGCAGAACAGCGCAGAUGCGGUGGAUCGAGAAGAUCCAGGAACGCCUUCGUGUCACAACGACGGUGCUCGGCGAGAUGAAGGCCGUGAAGAUGCUCGGGCUCACAGAUGUCAUGUCGACAACGAUUCAGAGACUGCGAACUGACGAGAUCAACACCUCAAAGUCUUUCCGGAAGCUGCUCGUGGCUACUCUAUUGCUCUUUCCUGACGGGCAGCCCUCAGCGCUCACUCCUAUCAAUCUUGCUCCCAUUGUUACCUUUGCCGUCUACGUCAUCAUCUCCGUCUUCUGGAAGAACGAGACUCUUUUACCCGCGCAAGCCUUCGCCUCCAUCGCAUUGAUUGGGCUCUUGACCACGCCCGUUGUCAUGUUCAUCCAGAUGCUGCCUAUGAUUGUCCAGUCGUUUGCAUGCUUCGACCGCAUCCAGGACUUUUGCAACUACGGCCCCCGACCUGCAACUCUCGAUGGACAAAGAAGCACCUUCAACUCGCCGUCCUCGACCGAUAUCAACCUUGUUCCACUGACGACCGGGGGCGGCAGCAAGCCAGCAGUCUCCUCGCACCAGCCGUGUGCCGUCUCGUUUAGAGGGAAUAGUUUUGGCUGGAAGAAGCACCAGGCUGUGCUUCACGACCUCACCGUUGACAUCCCUCGAAACGCGGUGACUGUUGUUGUCGGUCCCGUGGGAAGCGGCAAGUCAUCCUUCCUUGGCGCAAUACUGGGCGAGUUGGUACCCAUGUCUCCUCCUACUGCCGCGCCGGCCGUUGGAAACUUUCCUGAAAGAGGUGGCGUGGCAUAUUGCUCACAGAGCCCAUGGCUUGAGAAUGGGACGGUUCGGCAAAACAUACUCGGCGUUUCGCUUUACGACCAGAAGUGGUACGAUGCUGUAAUCUCAGCCUGCGGUCUUGAACCCGAUCUACAAGCGUUGCAGAAGGGAGACUACACACUUGUUGGUAGCAAAGGUGUCAACCUCAGCGGCGGCCAAAAACAGCGCAUCGCUCUUGCUCGAGCUGUCUACUCGAGGCAGAAGAUGGUUGUCCUCGACGAUGUCUUCAGCGGCAUGGAUGCCCACACGGCUAAACAUGUCUCGAACUGUCUGCUUGGCACAGAUGGUCUUUUGCGUAGACAACGCGCAACGAUCAUCAUCGCAACGCAUAGCCAUGAACUCAUGGCCGUCGCCGACUUUAUCAUCUGCCUCGACGAUGGCAGGGUGCAAGAACUCGGCAACCCCACAGUCCUCGUGCAAAGUCAAGGCUAUACGAGCAGGCUCGGGCUGAAGUUAUCAUCUGACGGUGUGGUGGAGAAGGUACAGGAAGAGUCUAAUGAGUCUGUGAUUCCCAUGGAACAGACAGCCACGCCAACCAACGAGAACGAGAACCACCAAGACCAAACGACUCAUACCGAUAUCCGACGCAAGAACGGGGAGAAGGCAGUUUACGAGUACUACUUGAAGAAUGCCGGCUGGAAGGCGGUCACCCUCUACUCGGUUUCAGUCGUCAUGUGGAUCUUCUUUUCCGAGUUCUCUACCGUCUGGGUCAAAUGGUGGUCCGAAGCCAAUUCCGUCGAGGCCAACACGAGUGUGGGAUACUACUUGGGCAUCUACGCCGUGUUUGGCGCCCUCGGCACUCUGGGAGCUUCCUUGGCUGCCUGGUUUGCAUUCCUCGACAUCAUAACCAACACGGCUCUCAAGCUGCACUCAGACCUUCUCAAGACUACCAUGGCAGCAUCCUUCCGUUUCCUGACCACAACCGACAACGGCGAGAUUCUCAAUAGGUUCAGUGAAGACAUGCAGCUUCUGGAUAUGGACCUGCCGUCCAACCUGGUGAAUUACACCUCCACGGCCAUAUCCAUCUUGGCCAAACUCGUUAUUCUCGCCGUCUUCUCCCAAUAUCUCGGCAUUGCCCUUCCUUUCAUCGCCACCGUUGUCUAUUUUCUGCAACGCUUCUACCUUCAGACGUCUCGCCAGAUCCGUCUUCUGGGGAUCGAAGCCAAGGCGCCCUUGUACACCCACUUCUCUGAAUCCGUGGCUGGAGGCGCAACCAUUCGUGCCUUUGGAUGGCAAGCCCGGUACCAGGAGCGUAACUAUCACCGCAUCGACUCGUCCCAGAAACCAAGCUACGUUCAAAGCUGCAUUCAGGCGUGGCUCACGUUUGUUCUCAACCUGGUUGUGGCUGUGCUUGCCGUCGUCCUCGUGGGUGUGGUUGUUACCUGGCACGACAAGUUCAGUGCCGGGAGCGUUGGUGUCAGCCUUGUCAUGGUCAUUGGAUUCAGUGAGGUGUUGGCACGCCUGAUCCAGAGUUGGACUAAGCUUGAGUCCAGCGUGGGGGCUGUUGCAAGAGUCAGACGGUUCGUAGCAGAGACCGAAGCGGAGCAAACUGCCGGCAAGGAGCGGUUAUCUGGGGACUGGCCUCAUAGCGGGGCUGUCAACUUCUCCAACGUGGUGGCGUCUUAUGGCCCUGAUGCCGAACCCAUACUCAAGGGAGUAUCGCUAUCAGUGGAGGCCGGUGCCCACGUUGCGAUCUGUGGUCGCUCAGGCAGCGGCAAGACGUCGCUUAUCCUCAGCCUGCUACAGAUGACAGACGUCAAGGAAGGCAAGAUUGAGAUUGAUGGUGUCGAUGUAUCAACCCUGGUGCCAUCGGAGCUUCGUUCCUGCAUCAAUGUUGUUUCCCAAGAUCCUUUUCUCAUGCCGGGGACUAUCCAAUUCAACGUUGAUCCGUUAAGCGCCGUUUCCGACGACGACGACGCGAGGAUCACCCAAGCUCUUGACAGAGUUGGCCUUUCGAGACAUGUUCAAGAGCAAGGCGGCUUGGGCGCGGAGAUGGACGACAAAGCUUGGUCGGCCGGUCAGAAGCAGCUUCUCUGCAUGGCCAGGGCCAUGCUUCGGCAGUGCAAGCUUUUGAUUCUGGACGAGGCCAUGAGCAGUGUUGAUAGCGAGACCGAGGCGGUUAUGCAGGAUGUUGUCGACAAUGAGUUCCGUGGCUGCACUGUUUUGGCUGUCAUGCACAGGCUCAAGCACGUCUCGCGGUACGACGCAGUAGUGCUUCUUGGUGACGGCGAAGUCUUGGAGAUGGGAGAGCCGUCUUCACUGAUUGCGGGAGGUGGCCGGUUUGCUGAGCUAUACAGGAUGAACUCGAACUGA